Molecule: messenger RNA, 633 nt
Organism: Penicillium coprophilum
Lineage: Eukaryota; Fungi; Ascomycota; Eurotiomycetes; Eurotiales; Aspergillaceae
Exons: 2
Coding region: 1-633 (210 amino acids)
Source: RefSeq, a predicted model, not a curated record
AUGAGAUACACCGGUUUCGCUGCUAUGGGCAUGAUGGGCUGUGCCCUGGCCCUGCCCCAGGGCCCCCCUGCUUUCGGCGCCCCCAGUGAUGCGCCUGUCCCCUCCAGCUCUUCUAUCAGCGGCACGCCCACGGGCACGCCCACCGGUAUUCCCACUGGACUCCCCUUUGAAAAGCGCCAGUUCCACCACGGACCUCCCCCAGCGGCUUCCCGACUCCCUCUGAAGCGCCAGGAAUUCCCUACCGACCUGCCUUCCUCUUUCCCGUGCUCCACCCCCAGUGGCUUCCCCACUGACUUCCCCGCGCCCACCGGAAUCCCCUUCGAGAAGCGCCAAUUCCACCACGGACCCGGUAAUCAGGGCCCCCCUCCCGUCGUCUUCUCGAGUUUCACUAGCUCUCCUUCCUCGAGCUUCCCCACCCCUACAGCCACUCCCAGCAGCUUCGAGAAGCGCCAGUUCCCCACAGACCUUCCCUUUUCCAUUCCUAGCAGCAUCCUGAGCGCUUUGCCUACUGGUCUCCCUACCGGUUUCCCUACCGACCUGCCAUUCUCUUUGCCUUUCGAGAAGCGCCAGGAGUCGUCCACUGGAUUCCCCACUUCCACCCCUACUCCCUCGCCGUCCCCUAUUGCUCAGUAA